Linum trigynum is the source of this 1575-nucleotide messenger RNA. Lineage: Eukaryota; Viridiplantae; Streptophyta; Magnoliopsida; Malpighiales; Linaceae. The record is from the annotation of a GenBank genome assembly.
GUUAGUGGGUCAUACUCCGGCUCGACUUUGACAGCAUUGGGUUGUACCCUAAAGAUAAAGCCGGUAUGGUCGGACAGCAAUACAGCAUAAAUGCAAGACACAGAUAAAUGCAAGCGCCUACUUCUCAACGUCACGGUGGCGGCUCUUUUAAGUCCCUCGCCGGAGCCGUCGCCGCAACAAUCCAUACCCUUCUCAAGAGUAUACUGCGGUUCCUCUCCGCUCUCUUUCUUCCAAUGUGACUUCUGGCAGCACAAACGAAACGACCUUAACUGCAAUUCAGAAUUCCGGGAUCAUCGCUUGCCUUCACUCCUCCAGUGCCUAGAUUGCAUUUGAAGCUGCUUCUGCUGCAUUGGAUGGCGGCAUCUCAGUUGUGAGUCUCCGUAUCUAUCUUUCCUGUAAGAUAAUUAUGAGCAGAAAGAUUCUGGCUAUCAGAAUCCUCCUCAAAUUACGAUUAAGGAGGAUUCUUUGAUGGGUUAUUGCCUAUUGGCCUAGUUUGGUUUUUAGCUCUUUUUACAGUACACUAUCUUCAUGGUGCUAUUUUUGAUCAAUUUGCAGUUGAAGAUUCAAUGUCCACCCGAGGUGUGUUUCAGGUUUUUGUAUGAACUUUUCCCGGCUUAAUUUUAGUUUCUUGUUUCUGUGUGGUGUUUCAAUCGAGUUCCAACCUCUGUGCUUCUUGCAUUGAAUGGCUUUAUGUGUUUUGAAACGUUUGGUUGAGGCAUACCCUGCAGCAUUCUUAGGGGCAAGAUCCCUUCCUAGUUUGUUUGCAAUUCUUUUUUCAUGACAAAAAUGUUUGCUUUUGUUAGGAUGUUAUGAAUGUCGUUCAAGGUACUGAAAUUCUUUGCAUACCUGGUGUAAUGACUCCAACAGAAGUAAGAAACAUAGUUCGAUUAGACUCCAUUCAAUUCAACUAUUCUUUUCGCAUUUGAAUAAGGGAUUGAAACUGUAACAUAUGCUUUUGCAGAUAUUGUGUGCAUACACUGCUGGUGCUAGUAUUGUGAAAGUGAGCAUUAUACAGUAACAUCAAGUGAACCAAUCGAUUGAACUAAUCCUCCAAACUCUGAUGUGUUUUUUAUGUGGUGAGAAAUUGAUCCUUUUAUGUAUUCUAUAAUCUAUAUAUAAGUUGGAUGCUUUAUACAAGGAACAUCUUACUGUAAUGCUUACUCUUUUUAUUCCGUUGAAUUAGGUAUAUUCUGUUUCUGCAUUGGGGGGAGGCCAGUAACAUUGCAUCCCUCAAGAAGCCUUUCCCCCAUAUACCAAUGGUUGCUUGGCAAGGAAUAACAACAGGUUUUACGCCCUUUUUUCUGUACGAAUAUUGUGCUUCCGGUGAUUUUCAGCACUGUUUUCUUGUGCAGUAUUUUCUAUGGUGCUCUGCUUGUCAUUGCCUGUAAAUUUGAAUUUAAUGCAGAUUCUGUAAGGCACUAUAUAACCAGUGCAGCUUCAGCAGUCGUUCUUUCAGGUGCCACAUUCAGUAAAAAGGCAAUGCUGCAGAGAAAUUACAGCGCAAUACAUCAACUAACACUUAAUGCUUCUUCGCAGGGGAAAGAAGCUGUGCGCGGGUAGAUGUGUUUUACUUGA